Porites evermanni is the source of this 5276-nucleotide messenger RNA. NCBI's taxonomy places the organism in Eukaryota, Metazoa, Cnidaria, Anthozoa, Scleractinia, Poritidae. The record is from the annotation of a GenBank genome assembly.
AUGCCAGGGUAUCAUUUGGCAAAUCCUGACAAUGCGAAGAUUGAUGCGAAGUACUUUUGUUCAUACUGUCAACUUUUACUGAGAGAGGCCAUGCAAACAAGCUGUGGUCAUUUCUAUUGUCAAUCUUGUCUGGGAAAUCUCAUACAGUAAGUUUAUAAUUAUAUCACUUCGAAAAAAUUAAUAGUUACUGUAAAAAUAUGUAUAGUGUCAAGCUAUAAUAUGGGAUGGUAUGUACGAUUGUAUUUUUCGUUCUGGAUAAUUAACUUCGUUGCAAUAGGCCUUUUGUAUUAGUUCAUCACGUGGUCAACUUUCGGUAAACACGAAAACGAUUCGCUUUUAAAAAAUUCUGUUAGCAUGAGCUGAAAGAGCAUAUAGGUAACCAGUAAAUUUUCAGCCGUGUAUCUCAAAAGAAGCGAUUUCAACGGCCGCCGAAAAUUAGAAGGGUUUGUAUGAGAAAAACAACUUUUGCCACCCAGUCACGCUUGAAUGGUUUUCCAUACAAAUCCUUGUAAAUUUCGAAAUUUUCAAACUGUCGUGAAAUAUUUCCUUAAGCAUUACCGCGUGCUAAAAUCUCCUUUUAAUUCAUAACAGGCAAUUUGAGUCUCAAAUGCGUAAGGGAAACAUUAAACGGCAGUAUAAAAAUUUCAGAAUUUACAAGGAUGUGUAUGGAAAACCACUCAAGGGUGACUGGGUGGCAAGAGUGGUUUUUUCCCAUACAAAUCCCUCUAAAUUUCGGCGGCCGUUGCAAUCGCUACUUUUGAGAUAUGUGGCUGAAAAUUUACAGGUCACCUAGUUUUAAUAUGCUCUUUUAGCUCGUGCAAACCAACAUUUUCAAAAGCUAAAUGUUUUAAUUUUUUGUUUAUCGAAAGUUGAUCACGUGAUUAACUAAUGUAAAAGGCCUAUUAUUUAAUCUGCACUUCAUAUAUAAACCAUAGAAUCGUGUUUACGAGGAAGAAGCUAGCAGUGGGAGUCCUUGAUAUGAGAAAUUGCUAAGCGUGGAACAGGACAAUCUACUGAGGAGACCAGCUUCAACUUCGAUCUUAGAAAGUGAUCUAAUAGGGUCUAGGGUUGCGAGAGAGGGGGAAAAUUGAAUAACAGAACAAAACAACCGAGUAAAUCAAAUUAUAUGACUAAAAAACAAAAUAUGCAUAAACGUUUCUUGGAUAUCUUUGUACAGCCUAUACUAGUUGACUAUAUUGUACCACAUUGCUAUUCUCAGCUAUAUGUAUAUAAUGUCCCAGUUACCCCGUGCUAGAAUGAGAAAUGUGAGGUUGCUUAGCAGUUAUACAGGGGAUGUGGAUGUUGUAGUUUAUUUUUUAUCCCAGGUAAUUUUUUGUUUUUCUUUUGUUUUUGGGUAUGGUAAUGUAUGCUAAUGAAGCUGAAACAACAGAAAAAUAAAAAUUACCUGAGAUAAAAAAAUUGACUAAAACAUGGAUAUCAUUCAUAGUAUUGAUUCAAGAUUACUGAUCAUAACGAUCUCAUGUUCAUCGAACAAAUCCCUGUUGAAUUACCAGUAGUGUGUGAAAAUAUUGACACUAACAGGAACAUCUAUAUGGACCUUUUCGGUGCUUCUAUUAAUGAGCAGUACUAUGUAAUAACAUUAGCUGGCCUUAUGAGAGCGGACCUUUACCUUCCGAGUCAAUAUCAAAUAUUUCAGAGUUUAUACCACUACAUGAGAAAUUUAUGCAAUUUGAUUGGCUUAGAGCAGUGGUAUUUUAGCUUAAUUUGAAAUACCUACAUGUGAAAAUUACAAACCUUUUGCGGGUAGUGGUAUAAACAAAUAAUAGCAUGAUUUGUAGUGAUAUUUGGCAUAAAUACCACUCGGGAUAUUUCAAAAUUGUCUCAAAUUUCACUCGCCUAACGGCUCGUGAAAUUACAUAUAACAAUUUCGAAAUAUCACUCGUGGUAUUUAUGCCAAAUAUCACUACAAAUCAUGCUAUUACCUAUACAAACGUUAUUAAAACUGGUGGAAGAUUAAUUUUAUGUUUUAUUAAUUUAACGAUCAUUGUAAUGAACAAAGUUAAACACCGUCAUCUUGUAAAUCACCUGAACAUCGGCCCAAUAAAAUCUGUAACAAAUAUACUGUUACCUUUAGGGAUCAAUUAUCAGGAGUAAUGGUUUGCCUCGUGGACCAGAAACAUCUUCAGAAAAAUGAGGUACGUCUUUUCUUUUAGUGUACCUUCAGAGUGUUGACAGUUGAUCAACUUUAACCGUGACCAUAUCGUGAUUUUUGUUGUUUUAUUAUUUAAUUUGUGGUUGUUGUUUCUUUGUUUUCUUUUUUCAACUUCAUCAAGUUAUAAAUUAGCAUUGAGACAAUAAAAUUCCCGCGGAAACCCAUGGGUAACUUUGCAGUAGCACGAUUUAAACAACAUUAAAGGUACUCAAAUAUAUAAGCGCUCAAUAUUUUUAUAACUCAGGUCUUUCCGGACAAUUUUAUGCGUCGUGAGGUUUUCGCUCUCGUUGUUUUCUGCACAUUCAUGGAGGAUGGAUGCAAGUGGAAAGGGGAGGUCAGAAAUUUGGAGGUAUGUGGUUCUCCACAAGUCUACAAGACCACAAAAAUAAAUUUAAGAUGUACGAGUAUUAUAUUUUUUGCAACUGCUAAUCCAUAGCUGCAUGGUCAAAAUUUAUCGAUGUAAUUUUUCUUAGUUUGUCAAAUUUGGAAUCCAAUGACCGUACCGGUCUUAAAUAUAAGAUUAACAAUUAAAUUCGGCAUUGUUAAAAGUAUAAAUAAUUUUCUAACAGGCUCAUACAAACGGCUGCGAAUUCCUGAAACUCCCCUGUGUACAUCCUGAGUGUGGUGUCUUGGUAAAAAAAGCUGAUCUUCCUGAGCAUUUGGAAAAUGAAUGCUUGUACAGACUAGUGAAGUGUCCGCUUUGUCAUGCGAGCAUAGUCUUCAUCAGGAUGACGGUACGUACGUCCGCCCAUUCAUGUUAGCUUAUUAGCUUAGAAGACUAAGGCAUAAACAAGUUGUGUUUAACUUGAUAUUGGAGAUCCAUGUUAUGAUCAACUGACAGCUGUCAAAAUAGGGUAUCCGCUGACCAGUAUCACAUGACUGUAUCGCGGACUCAGGUGUACAAUUCAUUGGGAUGAAGUGGUUUUUAAAUUCCCCGCUGACUAGUUAUUGGUAUUUCAGUGAUCACAGGCACAAAAAACUUAUUUCAGAGAGAAAUUUCUUAAACGUUUCCACGAGAACUUUGCUCUUAGCUUUGGCUUAACCAAUAUAUAUUAGUCUUCAUUACAGUCUCUAAAAAAAUGACAAUAUUCUCACCAUAUAGGUUUUGAGGCUAAAUGAAGUGACAGGAGCAUGUCAGCCUUAAACGUCUUGCCUAAAAAGACAGGGCAAAUAGGUUUGAAAAGAAGUGCGCUCCCUUUUCCAGAUGGUAUUAACUAUGCGCUGUUUUUGUCGUAGCAACAUCAAGAGAACGAAUGUCCAGCUUAUCCAGUUGUUUGUGACAAAUGCAACAAAGUGGGGAUUCCUCGGGGAAAGGUAAGAUUGUUUUUAAAUCUUUAAACACCCAGGGGGAGCUUUUCUUGACUAGAAAAAGGACCCCCCACCCCCACCACACACACCACACACACACACACACACACGGCGAGCCAGGUGUUUGUUCAGGAUUACAUUGAACCAUUAAAUUGUAGCCCCGGGGCACGAUUCCCGAGACAAAUAGCGGGGCAAUAAACAUUAACAAGUUUAUUAAUAACAACGCUAAUUUCACUGCACCUGUCGGGGAACGGUCUUAUGUAAACGCCCUAGAAAAUUCAGGCCUGUUGCGGCUGUAACGUCAAAUGUACGUGAGUCAAAUGACACCUAAUUAGCCACUUUUAAGUUUGUCCCAUGUCCCAGAGGAUGUGAGGCUGGGAUUUCAAUAUAUAGAAAUUAUUCAUAGAGAGCUUCCCACAUUUUAGUUGGCAGAUCAUCAAAAUCCCAUCGUGGGAGACUGUGAGGAAGUACAGGGUCCGUGUCCAUUCUCACAGAUUGGAUGUUCCAAGACAGAGGUUAGUGGUUGAGUAUUGUAGCCGUUAUUGUUGUUGUUGUUUGUGGCAUUAAAAUAGUGCAUUAAUUAUAUCUAAUAUAUAAAGUUAUUAGUUAUUCAGUGAAUUAGAGUUUUAAAGUGCACGUUGAGCUUUCAUGUUAUUGGUACAUAGGUAAAACGACAUUCUUUGACGUCCUUGGUUAUUGUUUACAACAAACCCGUUUUAAAUUUUAUCAGAUACUCAACCAAAGGGAGAAGAGGGAACAUUUGACACAAGAAAUAGUUCGCCACAACAUUCUUGUUCUUCAGUUUGCCCUUGGUAUCAGCAAAGACUUAGAUGCCAUUGUUAGACGUGAUCCCAUGGUCAUGUCAAGAAGCCCUCAGAUGUUUACAAACUAUGAUAGUGUCAUACAAGAUCUUCUCAAUAGGAUGCAAAACAACUCAGAAACAUCUAGGAAUUUUCAAGAAAAAUUACGAGAGCACAGUGAACGAAUAACCUCAUUGGAGAGAAAAGUGGCCACGGUAAAUUUAUCCGGAGCAGCAGCAGCAGCAUCUGCUCCUAGAGCAUCUGAUGCUGACGUUAAUUCACCAAAUAUGGAUAUAACAAGAAGAAUCACCAAUCUCGAGAACAAAACGGCUGACCACGAAGUGCUUUUAGUUGAAAGUAAUCGUACUAUAGUGGAGACAAGUAGAGAAGUUGGAAUGGUUAAAAGACAAACAGAAGGCGUCCAAGAGAGUACGAGGAGAAUUGAAAGACGGAUUGAAUCCAUUGAGCAUACACUUGCUUUACGAAAUGUGACCCUUGCUGACUUAGAGGAGUAUGUGAGGCAACAAGAGUUUUCGAGUUAUGAUGGCCAGUUGCUCUGGAAGAUAACUGAAUUUGCCCGUAGACGAAACGAAGCCGUUAGUGGACAACAAAUAUCCUUUUACAGCCCGUGCUUCUUCACUGGUCGCUAUGGAUACAAGAUGUGCGCGCGGAUCUAUUUAAACGGUGAUGGCAUGGGCCGAGGAACACAUAUUUCAGUGUUCUUUGUGGUCAUGCGCGGUCAAUAUGACGCCCUACUCCGCUGGCCAUUCAGACAGAAGGUCACUUUUAUGUUAAUGGACCAGGAUAACGUAGAGCACGUGAUCGAUGCAUUCAGGCCUGAUCCAAGUAGCUCUUCUUUUCAGAGACCAAGGAGGGAAACAAAUAUUGCAAGUGGUUGCCCUAUGUUUUGCCCUUUGACCGAACUAAAUAAUCACGCGUAUGUGCGAGAUGAUACAAUGUUCUUAAAAAUAAUAGUAGACACAUCUGAUUUGUAG